Austrofundulus limnaeus is the source of this 1147-nucleotide messenger RNA. Its product is annotated as zinc finger protein 782. Gene Ontology annotation, molecular function: DNA-binding transcription factor activity, RNA polymerase II-specific; RNA polymerase II cis-regulatory region sequence-specific DNA binding. NCBI's taxonomy places the organism in Eukaryota, Metazoa, Chordata, Actinopteri, Cyprinodontiformes, Rivulidae. The record is from RefSeq and is a predicted model, not a curated record. Gene Ontology annotation, biological process: regulation of transcription by RNA polymerase II.
AGUGGUCCCUGAAGGUGUUCAGAAGUUGGUGCCGAUUAAAGAAGAAGAUCCUGAAGAACAGGGGUCUUACGUGGACCACCAGAACCGAGAACAUCUCCACAUAAAAGAGGAAGAUGAAGAACUUUGGACCAGUCUGGGAGAGGAGCAGCUCAAUGUGAAAGAGGAGACUGAUGACACCAUCUUUUCAUUCACUUAUUUUCCUUUGAAGGGUGAGGAAGAUAAACCUGAGUUCUUACAGCUUCAUCAACAAUUUGAUGUCAGAGAUCUUCCAACCAGCAGCUUAGCUGACAACCUGGAAUCAGCAACUGGUGGAGAGUCCUGUGGAGGAGCAGAAACUACCAGAAACCCAGAUCUGAGUACUCAUGAAGAUGAUUCUGACUCAUCGGAAACUGAAGUCAGUGAGGAUUAUGAAGAGGAUAAUGAUGUGAYCAAUCCUGACUUUCAUCUGAAACAUGCAGCAGAUUCUGGUUCAAAAACUAAAAWCACUGAUAAAGACUGGGAGUSUCCUCCCAGCAGGACUCCUAAAUCAGGUGUGAAAAGCAACAAAAAUGUACAGAAGCGGUUUUAUUGUGAUCUGUGUGAUCGAAGUUUUUCACGAAAAGACAGUUUAAACGCACACAUGAGAAUCCACACAGGACAGAAACCAUAUUGUUGUGAGAUGUGUGGGCAAUGUUUUACCUUUAAGGGAACUUUAAACGCACACAUGAGAAUCCACACAGGACAGAAGCCAUUUUGUUGUGAGCUGUGUGGGCAACGUUUUACCUUUAAGGGAAGUUUAAACGCACACAUGAGAAUCCACACAGGACAGAAGCCAUUUUCUUGUGAGCUGUGUGGUCAAAAACUUACCACCAAGAACAGUUUAAACACACACCUGAGAUUACACAAAGGAGAGAAGCCAUUUUGUUGUGAGCUGUGUGAUCGAAGAUUUACUACCAAGAGCAGRUUAAAAAAACACAUGAGCACSCACACAGGACAGAAACCAUUUAGUUGUGAGUUGUGUGAGCGAAAGUUUAUACAAAAGGCAGAUUUAAACGCACACAUYAGAAUCCACAGUGGACAGAAGCCAUUUUGUUGUGGUCUGUGUCAUCAAAGGUUUACCGCAAAGGGCAAUUUGAGCGCACACAUGAGAAUCCACACAGGACAGAAA